AUGAUUGACGUCAAGCGCUCCCAUGUGGGCGAAACCACCACUCUCCAGGAUUUGAAAGGCGCUCUCCGGGUGGGAACCAGUUCGACGACAGCAUCCUCAAAGCAGGCGUUGUCCGAUACACAAUACAGCAUCGGUUUCGACAUACUUUUACAGGGCUCGACGGCUUAUGAACAUUUCAUAUUCCCACAACUUACUCGACUCCUGGCUCCACUACUGGAUUCAAGAGACCGUAUCUCUGUCCUUGAGAUCGGACCUGGCCCAAAGAGUGUGCUGGGCUGUCUUCCCGACUAUCAGAAGAGAAAAAUCCGACGAUAUGAGGCUUUUGAGCAGAAUCAAAUGUCCGCGAGAAGUCUAGAAGAAUGGCUUUCGGUCGAUGCUAAAACGCGAUCACGAUUUCCUUGCCUGGAAGAUCCACCGACCAUUCAUCGUCUCCCAUUCGAUCCACAGCAAAGCACAUGCAAUGGCCGCAAUGGCGAUGUGCACGACGCUGACGGAAGAUACGACGUAAUCCUUUUUUGCCACAGCAUGUAUGGCAUGCCAUCAAAAGGAAAUGUCAUCAAACAAAGUCUGGAACUGCUCACAGAGACGCGAGGCGGAGUGCUAGCGAUCUUCCAUCGUGGAGAAAGUCUGCACCUUGAUGGUUUGGUCUGCCAUCAGACUGCUUCUUUCCCCACCGGAGUCGUCAGAAUAGCAAAUGAGGAUCAAGUUUUAGACAACUUCGCACCCUUAAUUGCAGGUUUUGUAAUGCACGAGAAAGAGACGUAUAAAAUCGUCCAGGGCGAGUGGCGUAAGGUGUGCCGCAACCUCGGCUUUCAGGAGGAAUCAUAUCCGGACCAGCUAUUAUUCAGCUCGCCCGAAGUCAUGGUGGCUUUUACUCGGGAUGCAACCGAACUUUCAACGCUCACAACGCCGCUGCCAACAUUGAGGGAAGACAGACGUAUCAAGAAUCAACAGGCUCGAUUGCACCACCCCGCAGCAAUCUCUAGGCCAACCGAGAUCGAUCACAUUCAGCAUUACGUCCGAUGGGCGCUCGAGCACGGAACCGGCUUGACCGUUAUCGGCGGGAGUCAUAGCGGUCACUGUAUCUGGAAUAACAUCGUCUCCAUUGACAUGGGUGCCUUCUGUCGAGUAUACAUCCAUAGAACAGAACAAGACAGCGUACCUACAGAUGUCGGUUGCGAAACUCUCGUCGUUGCUGAGGCUGGCUGCACGACUGGAGACAUCAUCACUAAGGCUAUGGCGGCAGGGGUGACAGUACCUCUGGGGUCCCGCCCAAGCGUAGGGGCAGGUUUGUGGCUGCAAGGUGGCAUUGGACAUCUGGCUCGAAUGCAUGGCCUCGCCUGCGAUACUAUCGUGGGUGCUAUCAUGGUCAGCGUCGAAUCUGGUGAAGUCCUAUGCGUUGGUUAUGUACCGAGUCGGUAUAGGCCGGCUACAUGCAUCCGCCCGAAGAACGAAACAGACAUUCUAUGGGCAUUGAAAGGCGCAGGAACGAACUUCGGCAUCAUUGUCAGCGUGACAUUCAGGACUCACCCCGCCCCUACAUACCAGGUCCAGACUUGGGCUGUGCCGCUGAGCAGUCGUAUUGAAGCACAGCACAAACUCAGCAGUCUCGAUACAGAGGUCGCCAGCAAGCUCAGCAGGGACUGCUCUGCAGAUGUCUACUUGUACUGGGACGAUGAUCGGCUGCACCUCGGUGUGACUAUGAUUGUAUUUACCACAACAAUGCCAACAGCUGCAAAGUGCUCGUUCUCCGCGGCUAUCUCUUCUGUUCUAGGCGCGGAAGAAAGCAGCGUCAAGAGUGUUGACGGCGUCGGUCUAUUCGAUACAGAGAUGUACGUUUCGAAGAUGCACGGUGGUCAUGGCGGGGGCAAGACAUCGUCGUUCAAGCGUUGCCUGUUUUUAAAGGGUAUCGGCGACUGGAAGGUGGCUGAGCGCUUGGUGGCAGCUGUGGAGGGUCGGCCAUCAGCGCUGUGCUAUCUGCAUCUGUUGCAAGGCGGGGGAGCGACUAGCGACAUCGCGGCCAACGCCAAUGCUUUUGGCUGUCGAGACUGGGACUUCGCUUGUGUCAUAACUGGUGUCUGGCCUCGCGACCAAGAUGGCACUGAAGUCGCACGAGCUGCUGUUAAGUGGGUUUAUGGUGUUGCGGAACACUUGCUGCCGAUUUCCAAAGGCGUCUACAGCGCCGACCUCGGGCCGGACCCUAGAGACGCUGUCCUUGCGCACAGAGCUUUUGGGCCUAACCGGCAACGGCUAGCGCAACUCAAAUACCAGCUAGACCCGCAAAACGUGCUGGCUUACACCUGUCCACUCCCGAAAGCCCCGCUUGGACCAAAGCUUAUCCUUCUCAUUACAGGCCAAAGCGGCGUUGGUAAAGACUACUGCGCUAAUGCGUGGGUCUCGAUGUUCGCAAAGCGCUCUCUAUCGUCUCGCGCUGUGAGCAUCAGCGAAGCUAUCAAGCGGGAAUACGCAGCGGCUACUGGCGCUGACGCCAGUCGCCUGCUUUCUGAACGUGCCUACAAGGAGCAGCACCGCACAAGCUUGACAGCCUACUUCCUAGAUCGAGUGCAACACGAGCCGCAGCUGCCAGAAGAGCAGUUCUUGCAGGUAGUGAACGAAGCCGCAGACGUAGGUGUGCUGUUGAUUACUGGUAUGCGAGACAAUACGCCCGUUGCAGCCUUUUCGCAUCUGGCACCAAACAGUAGGCUGAUCGAGGUCUACGUGCAUGCUAGUGCGGGAGCACAACGGUCGCUUAAAGAUCGUCACGCUGUUGAAAGUGGCGGUGCAAGCCAUAAGAGCAGCAUUUUAGUCGAGCCGAGUUUGAAUGCCUUGAGUCACCAGCCCUGUCUCACUUUUGACAACAAAACAGCUGGCGAUGAAGCUGCGAACAAAUACUUCGAAGACUGCUUGUUACCCUUGGUACACGAGGACUUACUACGGCUGACUGACAUGGUGCGUUCAAUACCCAACUUUCCACGCCAAAACAUCGUUUUCCGCCAUGUUAUCGGCAUCUCCCAACAGCCAGGUGGUCUGGCCUUAUGUACGUCUCUCCUGCAAAGACUCUUCCCUGGGGACUGGAGCACUGUCACGGCGAUAGCAUGUUGCGAGGUUGGCGGGAUCGUAUUCGCAUCUCCGUUAUCCCUUCACGUCAAUGUUCCCUUGAUACUCGUACGAGAGGCUGGUAAGUUGCCUCCGCCGACCUUCUCUGCUGUGCAAUCUCGAUCCCACAUCUCAUCACUGAUCUCCAACGAGUCAUACCAGAAGCGGGUAGAGAUUGGACGAAACGCUGUACCCAAGGGUGGUCCAAUUGUGGUGGUAGACGACACGCUUGCUACCGGCGAAACGCUUUGCGCUGUUUUACAGGCGCUCAAAGUGGCUGACGCUAUUAAAGAUGUGACUGUAUUAGUAGUUGCUGAAUUUCCAAUCCAUCGUGGACGGGAACUCCUGUGCAAACGUGGGUUUGCACAUGUUAAAGUCCGCAGUCUGCUAUCAUUUAAUGGUGCAUAA
Boeremia exigua is the source of this 3504-nucleotide messenger RNA. RefSeq names its product phosphoribosyl transferase domain protein. Gene Ontology annotation, cellular component: cytoplasm. The record is from RefSeq and is a predicted model, not a curated record. Bases 1 to 3504 code for a protein of 1167 amino acids. Gene Ontology annotation, molecular function: FAD binding; phosphomevalonate kinase activity. The transcript has a single exon. Gene Ontology annotation, biological process: cholesterol biosynthetic process. NCBI's taxonomy places the organism in Eukaryota, Fungi, Ascomycota, Dothideomycetes, Pleosporales, Didymellaceae.